Messenger RNA from Penicillium canescens, 723 nucleotides. RefSeq lists its product as uncharacterized. The record is from RefSeq and is a predicted model, not a curated record. NCBI's taxonomy places the organism in Eukaryota, Fungi, Ascomycota, Eurotiomycetes, Eurotiales, Aspergillaceae. The transcript is spliced from 4 exons. Bases 1 to 723 code for a protein of 240 amino acids.
AUGAAUUUUGACGGAAACAGCAGUACCCAUGGCGCCAAUCCAGAUGCACAUGGUGCGAAUGGCACGAUCCCUUGGCAUGAGGUUUUCUCUCGCCAUGAAGCUGCCCUUUCCUCCCACCUCGAGAUGUUGACGCAGGUGAAAGCGCAUACCGCAACAGAGGGCGAGGCAUUCCAAGCAGUGACGUCGAUGGUGAACAAGACCAUCCAGGCGAUGAACCAGCUGAAGCUGACCAGAAAGAACAUGAUGAACAAAAACACCUCCUCUAGCUCCUCCUCAAGAUCCACCCCCCAAAGACCACCAACAGACACAGAAGCAAACACGCGCAAGAAAAGACGUCGAAGCUCCCGAGACAAAGACACAACACACCCAGAACCCGAAAUAACACCCCACGACCCAUCCAUAGACGAAUCACGCGCCUCGAAACGACACUGCGAUGUCUCACAGCCAUCCGAGCAAGACGAGGGAGACAUCACGUCGACAUCACUCGGGACGGAGGAUAUCUCGGCUGAAGUCCAGCGCAGACUGAAGAUCAAGGAGGAACAACGACGAAAGAAGGAUAACCCCAAGCCUGAUAAGCGAAAGAGAGAGAGUCUUGCAUCGAACGAGGCGACGUCGCCUAGUGUGCCACGGCCGAAGAAGAAGCGCGUUCGGAUGGGAAAUGAGAGGAAAAGGGCUGGUGAUUUGGCGGAGGAUGAGGCUGAUUCGAAGAAGAGGAGACGGUAG